Molecule: messenger RNA, 1408 nt
Organism: Anthonomus grandis grandis
Lineage: Eukaryota; Metazoa; Arthropoda; Insecta; Coleoptera; Curculionidae
Product: zinc finger protein 583-like
Exons: 2
Coding region: 218-1213 (331 amino acids)
Biological process (GO): regulation of transcription by RNA polymerase II
Molecular function (GO): DNA-binding transcription factor activity, RNA polymerase II-specific; RNA polymerase II cis-regulatory region sequence-specific DNA binding
Source: RefSeq, a predicted model, not a curated record
UAACAAAACAAUAACAGACUGGCUAAUCUCCAGGGAUGCUACGUAAACCGAAAUUAGUUAGUACUAGGCAAUAAGUGACACCAUAGCAGAACCCGAAUCGACAAUUAAAUUCCGACUAAAAAAAAAAACGUUUUCAGAAGAAUCCCUCGGGAGCGUUUUGAGGAGGGCAUGUGGUGCUUAUAAAACGGCACGACGUGAUUUAAUUCGGUUACAGUCGAUGACCAUACACCACUUUGUUGUGAUAAUUCACAUCCGAUUUUUGUUCAUCUCGUACCGGUUUGUGCAUUUUGUUGUUGAUUGUGUUGGUGGUGGUACUAGAGUGAAGAUUUUUUACGAGGCCACCGAUAUGGCGUCCGAUAGUCUCGAGCUGACUUCCUUGUUGGACUUUUUACCAUUUGAGGAAGACACUUUGGACUGUUCAUUCGAAGGAUUUAAAAGUGACGCGGACAAUAAAAUUGACUAUACCGUUAUCAAUGGUGACGAUAAAUUUUUGGACAGUAUUAUUAAGAGUUUAUUGGACAAUAAUGAGCAAGAUUCUUGUGUGGACUUGGACACUCUUUUGGACAGCAGCUCCUCUUUGGACCAGUACCCUCUGUCAGUGCUCGGGGUGGACUUAAACCUACACUCACAUUCAAGUUUCACAGACUGUUUGGACUUGGAACAACCCAGUGAGUUUUCAGUGAACAACUCUUUGGAUUACAGUUUCGUUUUUAACGAGCAUACGCGGGAACCCCAACAGGAUAUCGCCAACAUGUUCCCUCACAUGAACGACGAGAGAAACCGACGAAGACGGAACUUAUUAUACGAAGCGACUUGCCCUACAACCACAAAACCCAAAAGUCACAAAAGAAAUGACCAUUAUCACCAUCAUCACAACUACAAAUUACCCUCAAAUGAUGAUGAGAAAUAUCUCACUUGCCCCAUAGUGGACUGUCAAAAGAUCUAUGCAAAGUCUUCGCAUCUGAAGGCACAUCUCCGAAGACACUCUGGUGAGAAACCUUUUGUGUGCAAUUGGGCCAAUUGUACCUGGAGAUUUUCGCGAUCAGAUGAACUGGCACGUCAUAAAAGGUCCCACUCAGGCAUAAAACCUUAUAAAUGUGAGUUGUGUGAAAAGGCUUUUGCCCGAUCCGACCAUUUGGCGAAACACAGGAAGGUGCACAAGAAGAGAUUGGCGCAGAGUGGGAGUCACCAUAUCAAAAAGCGAACAAGAUAAUUCUGGUGACAUUGAAUGGUAAAAAAAAUGAGAUUAAAGUGUGACGGCCAGUGUGUCUGGUCGGUGAUGAUAAGGAAAAAUGCUCUUAGGAUAAUAGAGGCAAUAUUAAUUGUAAAUGGUUGAAUUUGUUUUAUAGUAAAACUUAUGGCAUGGAUUUUUUUUUAUAUUUUGAUAAUAAAGUGAAUAAUUAUGGAG